Folsomia candida is the source of this 936-nucleotide messenger RNA. RefSeq lists its product as uncharacterized. The record is from RefSeq and is a predicted model, not a curated record. NCBI's taxonomy places the organism in Eukaryota, Metazoa, Arthropoda, Collembola, Entomobryomorpha, Isotomidae. The transcript has 4 exons. The coding region runs from base 21 to 767 and encodes 248 amino acids.
GUCAACCGUGUCCGAACCCAAUGCGACCAGAGUUUACAUGCUGCUCCGGCGUUUGUGGAAACCAUGGUCGAUGCAACACGGCCUGUUUAAAAGAGACUUGGGAAUGUCACCCUGAAGGGACGUACCCUUGCUGUCAAACCGGUCUGCUCUGCUAUGGUUGGACCAAAAGUGGAUAUGGUCAUUGUCGUCACGGUGGUAUUACGAAGACACUGGACAUUGGCUCGUAUUACUUGAUUUAUAUCGUUACAAGUGACCAUGGUCGACUUUGUUGGUAUCUGGAUCGUGGAAAUCAAGGGAAUAAUUACCAAUUUUCAUUCCGCCUCGACCCACGUUGCAAUCCGAAUGAUCUCAGCUUCAUGUGGAAAGUAUUACCGGGCGGAUACCCUAACACGGUGAUUUUUGAAAACAAUCAAUUCCAGUCUAACUGCGUGUCGGCAGUAUUUUACGACGUGACAUGUUACGGUGAAGAAGAGCCCGAAAGAGAUCGAGAAGUAGUCUGUUCGACACAUGUCGACCCCAACCGCCUGGGCCCUUUUCUUGGUGGCUGUGACAACAAAGGAGGCGUCGACACCCCGUACAACAGUUGGACUAUUUCUGGCCCUAAAAUUUUCAAUAGGCAGACUGGCAGAUACAUAACGGGAACAGCGUCAAGAUCUCUGACGAUGGAACAGCUAGGCGUCGGUGGUGGUAUACAGGACUGGGUGUACUACAAGAUACCGUGGGUUAAAGAGAUUGGACCAGUAGGGUAUAAACCGGGGUUGGGUUGAGUUAGGCUAGGUUAACAUUUUAAUUUAAUUUUUAAUUUAGUUAAUUUUAAUUUUUUGAACCUGUACAAUUGUACGAAUUGUAAUUGUCUAUAUCCAAUUGUUCUUCCGCGAGAAUAAUAAUAAGAAUAAUAAGAAUAAUAAUCGAAGAAAGUGAUUUUGUGUUUUAAAG